GGAGGCAGCCGGCGCGGCGGAGCCCGCGGGGGGCGAUGUGAGAGCGGCUCGGGGGGGGGGGGGGGGUGGUCUCGGAGCCGAGGGGUCCCGGACCGGGGACGGGGGGGUCGCCAUGUGGCUGAAGCCCGAGGAGGUGCUGCUGAAGAACGCCCUCAAGCUCUGGGUCACGCAGAAGAGCAGCGGCUACUUCGUGCUGCAGCGCCGUCGGGGGCACGGCGACGCCGGAGGGCGCUUCACGGGUCGCCUGGUGGGUGCCCUGGAUGCCGUGCUGGAUUCUAACGCGCGCGUCGCGCCCUUCCGAAUUUUACUGCAAGUCCCAGGCUCACAGGUUUACUCUGCCAUUGCUUGUGGUGCCACUGCAGAGGAGAUAAAUCAGCACUGGGAAUGGCUGGAACAAAACUUGCUCCAUACUUUGUCUGUUUUUGACAAUAAAGAAGAUAUUGUUAGUUUUGUCAAAGGGAAAGUAAAGGCUCUGAUUGCAGAGGAAACGAGCAGUAAGCUUGCUGAGCAGGAGGAAGACCCUGAAAAGUUCCGAGAAGCCCUGGUGAAAUUUGAGUCCAGAUUUAAUUUUCCCGAAGCAGAGAAACUGAUCACCUAUUAUUCAUGCUGCUGUUGGAAAGGAAAAGUUCCUCGGCAAGGCUGGCUUUAUUUGAGUAUCAAUCAUCUCUGUUUUUAUUCCUUCUUCCUGGGCAAAGAACUGAAACUUAUCAUUCCUUGGGUUGAGGUCCAGAAGCUGGAAAGAACCUCCAACGUCUUCAUGACCGACACCGUCCGGGUCACCACACCGAACAAAGAACGCGAUUUCUCCACGUUCCUCAACAUAGCUGAGGCAUUCCGGAUCAUGGAGCAGCUGGCAGAUGUAACACUCCGAAGGCUGCUGGAUAACGAGAUCUUUGAGCUGGAUCCAGGCCUACAGGAUCCUACUCAGAUUACCAAGAGGGAUCUUGAAGCCAGAGCACAAAACGAAUUCUUUCGGGCCUUCUUCAGAUUGCCCAGGAAGGAGAAGCUGCAUGAAGUUGUAGACUGUUCUCUCUGGACACCAUUUAGUCGCUGUCACACAGCAGGAAGAAUGUAUACUUCAGACAGUUAUAUCUGUUUUGCCAGCAAAGAAAAUGGCUGCUGCAAUGUUAUCAUCCCACUUAGAGAGGUAAUCAGUAUAGAGAAGAUGGAGGACACAAGUCUUCUUCCUAAUCCCAUCAUUGUUAGCAUAAGGAGUAAGACUGCCUUUCAGUUCAUUGAGCUGAAGGACCGGGAUAUGCUGGUGGAGAACUUACUCCAGAGGCUAAAAAAAGUGAACUCCAGCAACCCAGUGCAGUGUAACAACUUGCAGAAUAAGAAGCAGAACACUCCUGAGUUCGCAUCCACCUGUGUGCUCGGGGACUGUGAGCCCGAGGGUCCGGGCACAGAGGCUGUGCAAAGCAAGGACAGAAGCAAAUGUGACAAGGAGAGCAGUUACAUGCUCAAUGCAGAAGCACUGAGAUCAGACUUUCAUCAGUCGGGAAUGGCAGGCCUUGAUUUUGGAAAGUCUAGGGAGCAAAUCAAAGAGAGUCUGUGGAAUGACCAUUUUGUAGAAUAUGGCAGAACAGUGUGCAUGUUUCGCACAGAGAAGAUCAGAAAACUUGUUGCUAUGGGAAUCCCUGAAUCCUUAAGAGGCAAACUCUGGCUGCUCUUUUCAGACGCUGUGACGGAUCUCGCCUCCCAUCCUGGUUACUACAUACAUUUAGUGGAGGCCUCCAUGGGCAAGUGUUGUAUGGCAACGGAGGAGAUCGAGCGCGACCUCCACCGCUCGCUGCCUGAACACCCGGCCUUCCAGAGCGAGACAGGGAUAGCGGCGCUCAGGAGGGUGCUGACUGCGUACGCGCACAGGAACCCCAAAAUUGGAUACUGCCAGUCGAUGAAUAUUUUGACCUCCGUGUUACUGUUAUAUGCCAAAGAGGAAGAAGCCUUCUGGCUGCUGGUUGCUGUGUGUGAGCGAAUGCUGCCAGACUACUUCAACCACCGGGUGAUAGGUGCUCAGGUAGACCAGUCGGUGUUUGAAGAGCUGAUAAAAGAGCAGCUUCCAGAACUGGCUGAACAUAUGAAGGAUCUGACUACAUUAGCUUCCAUUUCUCUUUCGUGGUUCCUCACCCUUUUUCUGAGCAUCAUGCCUCUGGAAAGUGCUGUGAAUGUCGUCGACUGCUUUUUCUAUGAUGGGAUCAAAGCCAUCUUCCAGCUAGGCUUGGCCAUACUUGAAGCCAAUGCGGUGGACUUGUGUAACAGCAAGGAUGACGGGCAGGCCCUGAUGAUUCUGAGCAGGUUUUUAGAGCACGUUAAAAAUGAGGAGAGCCCUCUGCCACCUAUUGGUAAUCACCAUGCAUUUUUCAGCGAUGAUCAGGAAGCCACUCCGGUGACUGAAAUCGCAAACCUGAUUCAUGAUUCCUACGAGAAAUUUGGAGACCACUCUGUGGAACAGAUAGAGCACAUGCGCUACAAACACAGAAUUCGUGUUCUGCAAAGCCACGAAGAUACAACCAAGCAAAAUGUGCUCCGAGUUGUCAUCCCAGAUGUUUCAAUUCUUCCCGAAGAUCUAGAGGAAUUGUAUGACUUGUUCAAGAGGGAACACCUCAUCAGAUGUUACUGGGACACGACGAGCCCCGUCGUCGAGCGACACGACCCCAGCAGGCCGUACGCUGAGCAGUACCGGAUUGACGCCCAGCAGUUCACGAACCUUUACAAGCUCGUCUCGCCCUGGACGUGUGGGGAGCACACCGAUGUCCUCGCCAAGAGGACGUUCCGGCUCCUGGAUGAGAACAUGGACCGUCUGAUCGAGUUCAAGGGGCUCGCCAGCUGCUUAGAUGUCAUGUAUAAUGGAGAAAUGAAUGAGAAGAUAAAGUUACUAUACAAGCUCCAUAUCCCGCCUGCUCUCACAGAAAAUGAAAGAGACAGCCAGUCACCACUGAAGAAUCCUUUGCUGUCAACUUCGAGACCACUAGUCAUUGGAAAAGCAAACGGUGAUGCAGUAGAUUACCAAAAGCAGUUGAAACAGAUGCUGAAGGAUCUCGCCAAAGAAAAGGAUACUAAAACUGAAAAAGAAUUGCCAAAAAUGAGCCAGAGGGAAUUCAUUCAGUUCUGCAAAACCCUGUACAGCAUGUUCCACGAAGAUCCAGAGGAGAACGACUUGUAUCAAGCCAUCGCCACCGUGACCACACUGUUACUGCAGAUUGGCGAAGUAGGACAACGGAGCAUCAGCCUGGGGAGCGGAUCGGAUGAGUUCACUGAGGACCUGCAGCCUGAGGCCGCUGCCACAGAUCAGGACGCCGUGUUUACUGACACUGCGAAGACCCCUCACAAAGACUCUCAAUCGUCACCGGUAACCGAAGGGGACUGGUCUGUCUCUUUUGAACAUAUUUUAGCGUCCCUCUUGACCGAACAGUCGUUAGUUAAUUUCUUUGAAAAGCCCUUAGAACUGAAACCAAAACUUGAGAACGCAAAACUACACCAAUACAGUCUCAAAACAAACGGCAUGAGCUGCCAGUCACGGGGCGAACAGACAAAACUAAGCACACAGUAGCAGCAAACCUGUCAAAAAACCGAAAUGCACUGACAUUAUGCCAAAGCACAUACUGUAAAAGGCUUUCAGUUAGCAGUGGACUUUUGAUAAACAAUUUGUUGGUCUGUGGUUUUCAGUUUAAUAGCUUUAAAAGCUAAAGAGUGUACAAGUUGUUUUGUGCCAUUGAUUUAUUAUGUUCUUGUUUUGAAUGUAAAAGGAAACAUCUGUCUACAGCAUGAAGACACUGAAGUCCUCUUCCGUACUGGGAGUACAGCAGAGGCUGGCUCAUCAUCAUUUUUUUUUUUUUAAAAAAAGAAAAAAACAGGGGAAAAAAUUCUCAGCUACCGUCUGCAGUUUGUUUGGGUUGCCUUUUUUGCACUAAUACUGAAAACCGUUUCAAUGCUGGUAAUUGAAACUAUUUUAAUAUAUUUGAGUCUAUUCCAAUUUGUAUGUCUUGCUGACAUGUUAAGUGUACAUGGACUGUGCUUCUGAUGUUGGUCUGUGAAAACAUGCACUUUUCAAUAAACCCUUUUUGUACUAGA
Molecule: messenger RNA, 4071 nt
Organism: Cygnus olor (mute swan)
Lineage: Eukaryota; Metazoa; Chordata; Aves; Anseriformes; Anatidae
Gene: TBC1D8
Product: TBC1 domain family member 8
Exons: 20
Coding region: 113-3550 (1145 amino acids)
Source: RefSeq, a predicted model, not a curated record